GGAAUCCAUCUUCUGCAUCCAGUACAACAUUCGCUCCUUCAUGAAUGUGAAGCACUGGCCCUGGAUGAAGCUCUUCUUCAAGAUCAAGCCCUUGCUGAAGAGCGCAGAGUCUGAGAAGGAGAUGGCCAACAUGAAACAAGAGUUUGAGAAAACCAAGGAAGAGCUUGCAAAGUCUGAGGCAAAGAGGAAGGAGCUGGAGGAGAAAAUGGUGGCCCUGCUACAGGAGAAAAAUGACCUACAGCUCCAAGUGCAGGCUGAAGCAGAUAGCUUGGCUGAUGCUGAGGAGAGAUGCGACCAGCUCAUCAAAACCAAAAUCCAGUUAGAAGCCAAAGUUAAAGAGGUGACUGAAAGGGCUGAGGAUGAGGAAGAAAUCAAUGCUGAGCUGACAGCCAAGAAGAGGAAACUGGAGGAUGAAUGUUCAGAGCUGAAGAAAGAUAUUGAUGAUCUUGAGCUAACACUGGCCAAGGUUGAGAAGGAAAAACAUGCUACUGAAAACAAGGUGAAAAACCUCACAGAGGAGAUGGCUGCUCUGGAUGAGACCAUUGUGAAGCUGACAAAAGAGAAGAAAGCCCUCCAAGAGGCCCACCAGCAGACACUGGAUGACCUGCAGGCAGAAGAGGACAAAGUCAAUACUCUGACCAAAGCUAAGACCAAGCUGGAGCAGCAAGUGGAUGAUCUGGAAGGGUCCCUGGAGCAAGAGAAGAAACUGCGCAUGGACCUUGAGAGAGCCAAGAGGAAACUGGAAGGAGAUGUGAAGCUGGCCCAUGACAGCAUAUUGGAUUUGGAAAAUGAUAAGCAGCAGCUGGACGAGAAACUGAAGAA
Messenger RNA from Apaloderma vittatum (bar-tailed trogon), 822 nucleotides. Its product is annotated as myosin heavy chain, skeletal muscle, adult-like. Gene Ontology annotation, cellular component: myosin complex. The transcript has 4 exons. The annotation marks the transcript as partial. NCBI's taxonomy places the organism in Eukaryota, Metazoa, Chordata, Aves, Trogoniformes, Trogonidae. The record is from RefSeq and is a predicted model, not a curated record.